AUGCGUCGAAUGUUGUGUGACGAGCAUCGUAUAUGUCACGGUCAAUUUGUGAGAGAAAUUUUACUUUGGUCAUUGCCUUUCACGGAACUGAAAGAAGUCAUCGACCAAUCUGGUCCGUGCCUAGCAGGCCUGGAGACAUCUGCCAAGAAGAACAUCAACAUUGAAGAGGCGUUCAUAAAGCUGUUCCUACUCGCCAGACUACCAACUGAAAUGAGUCCAUCCCUGCACAGAAAAGUUCAACCGACUUAUGUGGCCAACUUCGAGUCGACCGAGAAGUCGCGAUCUGGAAAUCGGAGGUUGAUGUCGCUGCGGCGGCGACUGAGCGACGCCUGUGGCGCUGUAGCUAUCAACGCCAGGAGACCGAGUAUACGCACUGACAUGAUGAACCUGCAGAUGAAGCAGCAGAACAAACAAACGUCAUCAGUGACGUCAUCGUCGACUUUGAGUCACGAGCAGGGCGGUGGUGGUGGUGGUAGUGAUGGCGACAUCGGGAAGGAGCUGAUGGCAUUUAAGAACUGUUCCCUGCAGUAA
Helobdella robusta is the source of this 531-nucleotide messenger RNA. RefSeq lists its product as hypothetical. The transcript has 2 exons. NCBI's taxonomy places the organism in Eukaryota, Metazoa, Annelida, Clitellata, Rhynchobdellida, Glossiphoniidae. The record is from RefSeq and is a predicted model, not a curated record. The coding region runs from base 1 to 531 and encodes 176 amino acids.